This is a messenger RNA of Cajanus cajan (pigeon pea), 2043 nucleotides long. Its product is annotated as zinc-finger homeodomain protein 6. Lineage: Eukaryota; Viridiplantae; Streptophyta; Magnoliopsida; Fabales; Fabaceae. The record is from RefSeq and is a predicted model, not a curated record. Gene Ontology annotation, cellular component: nucleus. Gene Ontology annotation, molecular function: transcription cis-regulatory region binding; DNA-binding transcription factor activity. Gene Ontology annotation, biological process: regulation of DNA-templated transcription; regulation of developmental process.
AAUAAUUAGGAACUGGACCAGCGUGCAGGGUGUGUGAGAGAUAGAGAACCAACAUGACCUCUUGUCGGUUGUUCUGCAAGACAAAACUUGCAGUGUAGUCAUCACUCUCUGUGAGUGCAAAACAACCCCACUGUUCCUUUUGGAGGUGAUUUUUAUGCUUCUUGAUGGAUGCUAGGAAACAACACCCUCUUAUUCCCCUCUCAUAAAUUAACACAACAUUCAGUUCCCACUUGUCUCUCUUAUUCUAUGUCACAAUAACUUGUUACUACUCUUUAAUUUCCAGGUUUAGCACCCAGAACGUCAGUGUCAGGAUAAGCACAGGAAAGAACAGUUGUAGGUGUGCAAGUAACCUUUGAUUAAGCCUGUUCUUCAAUUAGAGGGGAUGAAUUAGGGUUGAACACGUUACAGGAUCAUCCACAAUCACAAUUAAAGAAAAUUCACGAGCGAGAUGAUGAUUAUUCAAGGAAAAAACUAGAUUAAAACAAAAAAGGGAGGGGAAUGAGAUUAAGUUUAGAUCUUGUUCAGAUUUGAUGGAUAUGAGAGAGCAAGAUAAGGAACUAGAGAUGCCUAGUACAUUAGGUUAUAACCUCCCCAAUAAAAAUUCCUCUUCUUCCAAACUAUCAUCACCAAUAGGGGAAAAAAGUGACCAACAACCUCCUCAAUCUAACACAUUAAUUUUCAGUGAUCCACCCCAAACUUCACAUCUUCACCAUAAUCUCUAUACCCCUUCUCUUCCACCAAACCCACUUCAACUUCCACAAUCUCAGCGACCCAGAAGAGAUCCAGAUCCAAAUCCUAUUUCUCCCCCUAUCAUCAUAACCACUCCAAGAACAUCACUACCACAACCUCACACAACAACAACAGCAUUCAGAUACCGAGAAUGUCUGAAGAAUCAUGCAGCAAGCAUGGGAGGCCACGUCACAGAUGGGUGUGGAGAGUUCAUGCCAAAUGGAGAAGAUGGCACCCCAGAAUCUUUCAAGUGUGCAGCUUGUGAUUGCCACCGCAAUUUUCACAGAAAAGAAGCUGAAGGAGAGCCACAAUAUGUUCUCAACUACCACCACACUUACUCCUACAAAAACAAUAGGAACAUUAUUCAUUCUCCACAAUCUCACCUUCAGUUUCCCAUACCCCACCACCACCUUCAUGGGGUGGUGGCUGCCACCCCUUCUAGUGGGCCGAUCCAGCCCGUGAUGUUGGGCUUAGGGGGAGGCCCAGCUGAGUCCUCCAGCGAAGAUCUCAACAUGUUUCAGACCAGUGAUGGAGGGCAAUUGUUAUCGGUGCAGCCACCACUUUCAUCUUCCAAUAAGAAGAGGUUCAGGACCAAGUUCACACAGCAGCAAAAGGAUAGAAUGAUCGAGUUUGCUGAGAAACUUGGGUGGAAGAUCCAGAAACAAGAUGAACAAGAGUUGCAUCAAUUUUGCUCUCAGGUUGGUGUAAAAAGACAGGCUUUCAAGGUUUGGAUGCACAACAGCAAGCAAGCCAUGAAGAAGAAGCAAAUUGAAGGUGGUGCUUUAGAUGAUUUUUGUGAUGGCUUUUAUGGUGGCAAUCAAGAAUUUUUGGGAGAAUUCAAUGGAGGUACUUGCAAAGAUUUCGAAGGUUCACAAUUUACUGAAGAGGGGAUAAUACAUGCUUCUUCCAAGAGGAGAUGCUUCAAAUUAUAAUAAUAUAAUCUAUGCCCAUUAUAUGGAGAACGAUUAUCCAUAGGUGUGCCUCAAGAUAUUCUUACUUUUCUAUUUAAAAAAUAAUAAUUAUAUAUGGCUUCUCUCAACGAGUUUUGAUUCUUGGUCGUACUUUAGACAGGUCUUUUUAGGGAGAUUUUUGUUACUAUGACUAGGAGAUGUUAUUUCUAUGACUCACAUUGCUAUGAAAUUUCUAAGUGGCGACAAUGACAUUACAAGGAGAUAAUGAAAGAUAGAUAAUGCCAUCAAAGGUAUGUAGCGUACACACAAUGAGUGGUUGAAAAUCUUCAGAGGAUGAUGGAUCAUUAUGUGUGAAAAUUUGGUCAUAACAAAAUAAAAUGUUCGGCCAAUUGCAUUAUAUAUG